ACUUCAGUAGAUGUACUAUGCAUGUGAGCUGAUGACAUCAUCGAGUGCAGUCCUCCUCCUACUCCUCUAUCAGACAGGCUGCUGAGCUGCUGAGGAUACACAGCCACAGGAAUUAUGCCCUGCUUAGCUGCGGCUCUGCCUGUUUGAUGAGGUGACCUAUGCAUACUAAGUAGUUAUAAGUCCGGGGAUAUCCCCGUGGUUUUGUUUAGCAUGAGCAUGGAAGACUAUGACUACCUGUUCAAAAUAGUUCUGAUAGGAAAUGCUGGAGUUGGGAAGACAUGUCUCGUCCGGCGCUUUACUCAGGGCCUUUUCCCACCUGGACAAGGGGCUACUAUAGGAGUCGAUUUCAUGAUUAAAACUGUGGAAAUCAAAGGGGAGAAGGUCAAGCUGCAGAUAUGGGACACAGCUGGACAGGAAAGAUUUCGCUCCAUUACUCAGAGUUAUUACCGUAGUGCCAACGCCCUCAUUCUAACGUAUGACAUUACCUGUGAGGACUCCUUCAGGUGCCUUCCAGAGUGGCUGAGGGAGAUUGAGCAGUAUGCCAACAACCAAGUGGUGACUAUAUUAGUCGGUAAUAAAAUAGAUCUGGCAGAGAAGAGAGAGGUUCUCAGACAGAGGGCUGAAGACUUCGCCGAGGCUCAGAGCAUGCUGUACCUGGAGACCUCAGCUAAAGAGUCUGACAAUGUUGAGAAACUUUUCCUCGACCUGGCGUGCGAACUCAUUCGAGAGGCCAAGCAGAACAAGCUGGAUAACAAUGACACUGCCCCAAUGCCUGGUGAGGGUAAAACCAUCAGUUACUUGAGCUGCUGCAGCCUCAAUUAGAGAGAGCUCAGCCUUCUGGCCAUGGUAACUCAGUAGCCAUUGACUGUAGAGGGCAGAUGGCUGAGCCUCAAUGCCUCCAUCCCUCUAAGAUGGCAUAAAGCCACUUAUUCCUGUCAUUUCUAGCCCCAUGCCUUUUUAAGCUGUACAAGGGAGUUAGUUAGCUUUAGUUUGGCCUUCCAGGAGCAAGCAGUGUAAAGUAUGGCUGUCUGAUGCAUCCAGGAAUCUGAAUAGGGCUCACUUUUGUCCUCUUCAUGAUGAAAUUGCAGAAUUUUCCUCUUUUAGUUUUCAUUACACAUCAGUAUUCACCAGCAGUAUUAUGUGAGUAAAAUGCUCUACCAGGUAUUUUGUCACACCUUCCACAAAGCAGACAAGUUUCAUUAUCAAGGGAGGUUAUCAGUUAAUGCCAACAGUAUGUUUACAUACAGAACAUGUUUGAGAUUAUUAAGUCUGAUCAAGUUGCAAAAAAUGUUGCAAACUUCCCCUUAAAUUUGUUGCACAAUCAUUUAUUUCCCACUACAGUUUCUUCUGUUCUGAGACUUGCGUACAGUUUUAUUAACUUUCAUAAUUUUGUUACUGGGUAGUUAUAAACUGUGAAAUAUUUGUUUUCAGUACAAGAUUUUUACUUGCUGCUAAAAUAUGUUUUUAUGUUAGAUAACAGAAAUUGAAACAUGCAUAUAAAUACUACAUUUAGACAGUAUUCUGUGGUGCCAUUAUUUUGUUUAGUACAGUAUACUGGCAGUGCGUAUGAUAAGUCAGCUGGUUUAGUCUGAAGCAGGGGGAAGACCUCCUGAAGUUGUCCAUCAUCAGUAGAAAUGAUAAACAACUGAAUCACUUGCCUUUUUUUCUGACUGAUACUUUUACCCUUAGACGUGAACAUCUCUGCCUCUGUUGUUGCUGCCUAGCCAUGAAAUUGAAUCAUUUCUUAUUUGUUUGAAGGGGUUUGUUCAUGUAGUUUCCCGACUUGAUGUAUUUCAUAUGCUUUUAUUGUGAAAUUUGAUUGUCCAGCAUGUUUUGCCAUAAUUUUUAGUGUCUAACUUUAUCUUUCAUAUAUUUGCCCUAACUGUAAUGUACUGUAUUGCACAAUGCCAUAUACUGCACACAUAUUUUAUUGUAACAUUUUGUCUUUUUUUUUUUUGUACAGACUUGUAGUAUAGCUUAGCACUUUGCAUUUAUACUUUUUACUUUCAGUAAUCACUUUGUACAAUUGGCAAGCAUUUUGUUUUGCCCUUUACCUUAGCUUUAACAGCAGUUACUUGUUAUUCCCUUAACAUCCUCUCUUCAACAGAAUAUGGGAAAUACAAAGGAAAACACUAUUGGGACAUUGUGCUUCUUUUCCUUUAUGUGUACAAAAAUAACCCCUAAAAAUUACUCUGUGCAUUAACAUUAAAUAAUUACACUACAAGUCGUGUAUUUGUUAUAUGAUAUUGAUUAUUAAAGAAAUUCAAGAGUUAGACAGGCAGAAUGUAUUAUUCCCAGAAAG
Monopterus albus (swamp eel) is the source of this 2302-nucleotide messenger RNA. It is a transcript of the gene rab30, whose product is annotated as RAB30, member RAS oncogene family. The transcript is spliced from 5 exons. Gene Ontology annotation, biological process: Rab protein signal transduction. Gene Ontology annotation, molecular function: GTPase activity; GTP binding. Lineage: Eukaryota; Metazoa; Chordata; Actinopteri; Synbranchiformes; Synbranchidae. The coding region runs from base 211 to 822 and encodes 203 amino acids. The record is from RefSeq and is a predicted model, not a curated record.